Metarhizium brunneum ARSEF 3297 is the source of this 924-nucleotide messenger RNA. The record is from RefSeq and is a predicted model, not a curated record. Lineage: Eukaryota; Fungi; Ascomycota; Sordariomycetes; Hypocreales; Clavicipitaceae.
AUGGGCAAAAUAGCCAAGAUUGAGUAUUUCCGCGUGCCCCCACGAUGGCUCUUUGUCAAAAUCACCGACCAAGACAACAACACCGGCUGGGGCGAGGCCUCCCUCGAGGGCCACACGCAGGCCGUGGAAGGAUGCCUCGACGCAUGGCGCGAGCAAUACACCGGCCUCGAGGCAGACCUCGCCCGCAAGGCCCAGGGCUUCACGGCGGUCAAGAUGAACGCCACCUCGGACAUGGGCUGGCUCGACUCGCCCGCCCGGCUGGCGAGCUGCGUGGAGCGCGUGCAGGCCGUCAAGGCGCAGGGCCUCGACGUCGGCGUCGACUUCCACGGCCGGCUGCACCGCCCCAUGGCGAAGCAGCUCGCGGCGCUGCUGGCGCCCCUGCAGCCGCUCUUCAUCGAGGAGCCCCUGCUCCCGGAGCACAUCGAGGCCGUCCGCCAGCUCGCGGGCCAGGCCGCCGUGCCCGUCGCCCUCGGCGAGCGCCUCCACAGCCGCUGGGACGCGAAGCCCUUCCUCGAGGCGUCGUGCGUAGACGUCCUGCAGCCCGACGUCUGCCACGUCGGCGGCAUCUCGGAGCUUCGCCGCAUCGCCGCCAUGGCCGAGGCCUACGACGUCCCCAUCGCGCCGCACUGCCCGCUCGGGCCCGUCGCCCUCGCCGCGUGCCUGCAGGUCGCUGCCGCCACGCCCAACUUUGCCAUCCAGGAGAUGAGCCUGGGCAUACACUACAAUGUCGCCGGCUACGACUUGCUGAGCUACAUCACGAACCCGCACAUUUGGGACGUCAAGGACGGCUAUGUGGAGCUGAUGGACGGGCCGGGGCUGGGCAUUCGUGUCAAUGAGCAUCUGGUCCGGGAGGCUAGCAAAGGUGCCGAGGCGUGGGUGAGUCCUGGCUUUGUUGGCCCGGGUGGUGAGUUGAGGGAGUGGUGA